Rotaria sp. Silwood2 is the source of this 600-nucleotide messenger RNA. NCBI's taxonomy places the organism in Eukaryota, Metazoa, Rotifera, Eurotatoria, Philodinida, Philodinidae. The record is from the annotation of a GenBank genome assembly.
AUGUUUCGAGAACUUGCACAAGGAAAUGAACUUGUCUCAGCAUACUCAACUAAUUGGAAUCUUUUCGUUCGUAAUAUGACCAACAAUGCCAUUGUCUAUAUGAAACCACAAUGGUACGGAGAUUGUAAUUGUGCCACUUCAGCAGCGUGUACUCAGCCUUCUGAACUCUUUCUGUCUGGAUUUGUGGUGAGUUGUUUUCCAUUAGAAUCAUUUCUUCGAUCCACAAUCGAAUGCCUUUACGUACAAUCAUGUGUUGAUCAAAUGGUCUCCUAUGUUGGUGCAAAUUAUACACCGUCUGUACUUAAUAAUAACUCUCGCUUUGUUAUGAAUGUAUCGAUUGAUGCAAUCGUUCAACAAAUGUUCAUUGAGCAUUGGUCAUUCAAUAUAUCAUUCGAAAGUUUCUUUGAACAAUGCCGACCUACUUCAUGCUCAUACACAUUAAUCGAACGACACGACCUGCUUGAUGUUGCAACGACCUUACUCGGUCUACAUGGUGGAGUAACCAUCACCUUGAGAUUUGCGGUUCCAUUAAUGGUACGAUUAUGUUAUAAAUUGAUUAGAAAGCGUCGGCAAACUACUUCAGAAGUGAUGCCAAUGUAA